Molecule: messenger RNA, 3692 nt
Organism: Topomyia yanbarensis
Lineage: Eukaryota; Metazoa; Arthropoda; Insecta; Diptera; Culicidae
Gene: tei
Exons: 10
Coding region: 102-3665 (1187 amino acids)
Biological process (GO): cell-cell adhesion
Cellular component (GO): cell-cell junction
Molecular function (GO): cell adhesion molecule binding
Source: RefSeq, a predicted model, not a curated record
UCCUGUAGUCAACGAGCGAAAUUUUGAGUACUAACCGAUUGUUGCGAUUGUGCCAGAAUUGAUGGAUUAUACUCGUCACUAGGGAUCCAGGUGAUGACGUCAUGAUACCAACGGCCCAUCAGCGAGUUUGGAUUAUAUUUUGUUGGUACCUUGUCUUACAAUGUUUCUUCGCAAGCCACCGCCUCUUUCCAACGGCCACCGCCAACGGUGGUUCCGCAGACCAGAGCCUCCCUUUGCUAGAUGACAGUGAGCUUCUGUUGCUCGGCAUUCAUCGUCAGCAGCAAUCAAACUAUGCCAGCAGCAGUAGCUCAUCCCGAUUCUCGAUGAAGGCCCACGAAACACCCUACUCAGAUGGUAGGACCAACACUAGGAUAAACAAUAAUCGUAAGAUUAAUUUAGUGUCUUACACAUCGAGUAUAGAUAAUUUUUUGAACAGUCUCGAAGACGAGGAUGACAAUUUCGUUCGGCCGUUCGACGACACUCAUAUAGUCGCCUUUGCCAAACUUUACGAGCAAAACCACCAGGCCAACGAAGGGAUCGACGAAGUAGCUCAGCCCGCACGGCACCAACUAUUAGUUAAUAAAAUUGUCCAACAAUACUACCCUAACCAGCAUCGCCACCGGAGGUCACUGUUUCAACGUCGAUCGACUCGAAGUACUUCGGCUGGGUCCGACUCCGGUGUGGCGAGACCACACUCACCUACAUCCUCCUACAGCACACUAUCUCCCAGUUCUAUUUCUACGAGCUCACCACCGCUCGUGUCCCAUCAUGGGGCACGCAUCGAACCUGUUGUACAAGAACCUUCCAACCAGAUGAGUAGUAGUAAUUAUAACAAAAACAGUGAAUACGAUAAAUCAGAAAAGAAUGGGAAGAUGGCUGUGACUGAUAUUAUUAGGAGUAAUAAUAGUGAUCAUAAUUUCGUUAGAAACUUGACGCUUGCUAUUGCCGAGCAUUCAUCAUCCGAUAAGAACCGGGAGCGGGGUGAGAAGAGCAGUGCACCAGCUGUGACAUUGCCAGAGCAGCCCAAAAAGCAAGACGCUGUGACGGAAGUAGAGCAGGGAAAGGGAACCAAGUCAGCAGUGGGUGUUGACAGAGCCACCCAUCAGCACCACCCGGACUCGAAAACUAAUACAUCAACGCAGAAAGCAGUUACAUCAACACAAACAACCCAACUAACAACAGUAGAAGACAGUAGCAUAGCUGUGGAAAUGGCACCACCAGAGGUGGAUUCCGUUGUUGAAAGAACAAUAACACCACGGGAACAUUUGCCACAAAAUAUCUACAGUGGCAUUAAUGUCGACAGUUUAAAUUUGCUCGACGACAGCGUUCAUGUCAGCAAAAGCAGCAAAUCCUUGACGGCGACCAACAGUGGAGAUUCCUCCACGCGUUUCACUUCCAAGCAGGAGGUACAGAGCAUGAGUAGUAAUAACUUAUUUGCUAGUGAAAACUUUGACGAGCAAAUUAUUUUCCUCAAUGGUGGCGAUUUGCUGGAAGGCAGUCCGGAGCAGUACGAUAUGCGCCAGUUUGGCAAGGUAGAGCGUGACGUGAAAAUGAGCGAAUUGAGAAAUAGCAACCCGUUUCUCAAUGACGAACCGGUGGCACUACCACUGCGGCCCAUUAUCCGGGGCCCGACGGACGACCACACCGAGGAAAACGUGGUCGUCAUCUACGCUGAGCAGCACGAAACGGCGAUGUUGGCUUGCGAAGUCGAUGCCGAUAUAACUUCUAGCGUGUGGCUUAAGGAUGGUCAGAUGGUGCACAUAAUGGACAAAAAGUCACGAACCGAUGACAUUCGGUUUGUACGGGAGUCGCACGGUGGCCUCACCAUCCGGAAUGUAAUGCUGGAGGACGACGGGGUGUGGCAGUGCGAGGCAGAAAAUGCUCGGGGAUUUUUCUUCAAUGGACGUCCAAUCAAGCUAGUAGUGCUGGAUCCGCCGAAGGAGCCAUACCUGCUGAUAGACCAGCGGCGCCUCGACGCAGGAAACAUGUUCAUCCCGGUAAAGGAAAAUUCGGAGCUAACAUUGGCCUGUGUUAGCGAGGGGGGAAAUCCAAAACCCUCGCUCAGCUGGGAAGUCCUGCUUAGUCCCGGAAUCGACCGUCACGCACAAAAAAUCUCCAACGAUGUGCUAGAGCUGCAGGAGAUUAAACGAGACAAGGAUAAGGAAUCCUACAAAAUUAAUACUGGUGCUGUUUCGGAAGCGAAACUUUCGGCAGUGUUUCGUGUACAUCACAACGCUCGCAUCCUCUGUGUUAUGGAACAUCCGACGCUGAAAAUGCGUCAAAACGCAUCUAUUCUACUAGACGUGCAGUACACUCCUUCGUUCGCCAUCACGCGUACACCUGGUUUUGGAUAUCCGCUGCGGGAGGGCAUCGAGGUGUCACUCAAAUGUGACGUGGACUCAAAUCCACCGUCGACACCAGUUUGGCAGAAAGACGAAGGCGAAACUCCAGUGCCACAAACCGGAGACGGAUUUCUCAACUUUAGCUCGAUUAGACGGGAGCAUUCCGGCUGGUACAAGUGCACCUCACGACAUCUCAACUUCCAGUAUUCGAGCAUUGGCUAUUACCUUAGCGUGCGAUAUGACUCAGUUGAUGUUACAUCGGAACCGGUAGAACAAGAUCUGCCGUUGUCCUCGUCGUCUUCGUCGGCUACUUCCGCAGCAGCUGGUCUACAGAACGGUGCUAAUAACUUCAAAGGAGGCCAAAUGGAGGUAGAGCUUGGUGGCUCUGUCACGCUUCAAUGUCCACAGGGUUCUCUCGGCUGCUGGUCCCAUUUGGAUCCGAUAACGGCCCGGCUCAAGGGACUCGGUGUAGGCAUCUCUACCCCGACAGGCCAAUUUUCGCUGAAGGACGUCGUCUACCAGGACGCUGGCACGUACAAGUGUGUUGGCCAAAGCUCAACCAAUCGCAAAAAGCUCGAAGUGCUGCAAACAGUUUCGAUUGCUGUUAAGGGAGCCCCGACAGUGAUUGCUCGGAAUACAACUCCAGUAGCUUUUCCCGGCUCGCCGUUACACCUGUCGGUAGAAUUUUGUGCCAAUCCAGCGGCAUAUGCUGCUCGAUGGUUACACGGAGAUCUGGUGUAUACUCCCGGAAAAAAGUAUGGAGACGACGUGCUGGCCUAUGGAUUUAUCGAUCUCCCGACACCGUUCUGCAAGGAAGCACGUCUAACCUACGUGCACAUGCACGAGAAAGUUCCUCGUACGUUCUAUUUCAUCGUAUCAUCGCCAGGUGGCGUUGCGGAAGCGAUCUUUAACGUGAACUUUACGCUGAAGCACAAAACCACUGGGUCCUCGCUUGCCUCCUUUUCAGCCAACUCCGGCGGCGCGGGACCAUUAGGUUCUGCCUCGUCAUCCCUUUCGUCGGUGUCGGCAUCCGCUUCCGGAGGUGCAGCCGGCGUGGGUGGUGUUGGUGCUGGAGGUAGUGGCCUCAGCAGUGGUGGAUCCGGCUACAAAAUCAACACCAAUACCAUCAACAACCUUCCCAAUAACGGCCUGGACGAGGACGAAGAGCUGAUGGAGCCGGAAGAGAUUCAUUUUCCUAUCUUUGGCUCGGGCGCCAACGGUUCACCACUGCUCAUCUGUCUGUCAGGUUUGCUGAGGAGAAAGCGAAAACGAACUCUUGUCUUUUGGCUAGGGAGCCAAACGCCUGGCAUUAUGCAAUCUUAAAUUCCUAUAAGGGAAAAUUGGACGGAA